UUCUUUUUUUUUGGCCAAUUCCCUUUGGCUUUUUCAGGUCCCUUCUGCUCUAACGACUGCAUUUCAAUUCCGCCAGCUCUUUCUAUUUUUUAUUCCCAAAAAAUCCUUUUAAUAAUUAUUUUAAUUUUAUUCUUAAAUUAAUUCCAUAACAAAUUUUAUUUGAACCCUCUUCGUCAGAUCCAAACCGUUUCCUUUUUCUUUCUUUUUUUUUUCCUUUUUUUCUGUUUUAAAAUUUCUGAUUAAGCCCAAACCAAAACAGAAAAAACAAGAACAACAACAACAAGAAGCUCAUUUUUUUCUCGGAAAACAACUUUGAAACAUUUUUUUUUUUUGGUUUUGAAAGGUUUGUUUCUCAACAACCUUAAUCUCUUGUAAGAUUUUUUUUUUAAAUUUUCGUUUUUAAAAGCUGCUGCUUUUCUUUCUCGUUCGUCUUUUUUUUUUUUUUUUGUUAGCAAAUGCUAGUUCCCUCACAGUUUCGAUUUCCGUUUCUUUUAACAAAAUCCGAAACGUUUCAAUCGUCUUCUUUUUUUUUUUUUUUCUCCUCAAAAUUUCUGCUGUUUCGAUCUUCUUUUAACUUUUUUAAUGCGAGUUUAGCAAAGAAAUUAAUUUGAAUUUCUAAAAGAAAGCACUUUUUUUUGGGGUUCGUUUUAGGGUUUCUUUUUGUUCCUUUCAAAAAUGAUGUUAUCGGCGUCGCCGACCACUUUAGCGAAAAGUUCGCUGGAAGAAAUGUUAGAGUCUCUCCGGCGACGAGACGAGGCCGAGAAACCCAAAGACUUACCCCCGACUUUACCUUCCCGGCCCACGUCCAAGGCCCGACUUCCCUCGGUUCGCCGGUCCCUUCCAACGAACUUCAAAGUCGAUGAAAAUGGAGGCAAAUGCGGUGAAAACGGUGGAAUUUUAAGUGAAGUGAAAGGGAAAGAGGAGGGGAAAAGAAAGGAAAAGGAGUUAGGAGUGAAGAGGAAUAGUUUUGGGAGCAAGAAAAUGAGGAAAGAUGAGAAUGUGGAUUCACCCUAUAAUUUGGAGGCAGUGAAGGGGAAAAAAGGGGAGGAAAGGCAGGGAGAAAUUAGGGUUUCGGAGUCGAAAAUUGAGGUGAAGGAAGGAGGGAAAGGGAAAGUGGAGUGGGAAGAGAAUGAUAAUAUUGGGUAUUUUAUUAAGAAAAAACUUCUUGUUUGGUGUCGGCAAUCCAAUGGGGUAUGGGGAUUUGGAACUAUACAAUCUACAUCAGGAGAGGAAUCAUUUGUCUCCCUUGCCAAUGGAAAUGUUGUAAAAGUCUCUACGAGGGAGCUCUUACCUGCAAACCCAGAAAUUUUGGAGGGUGUGAAUGAUCUCAUGCAGCUUAGUUAUUUGAAUGAGCCAUCAGUUCUUCACAAUCUUAAAUACAGAUAUUCUUGUGAUAUGAUAUAUAGUAAAGCAGGUCCAGUUUUGAUUGCAGUCAACCCGUUCAAAGAUGUCCAAAUUUAUGGGAAGGAUUUUGUCACGACUUAUAGACAGAAAGCUACAGACAGCCCUCAUGUUUUUGCUAUAGCAGACACUGCUUAUAAUGAGAUGAUGAAUGAUGGAGUAAAUCAGUCCAUAAUCAUAAGUGGGGAAAGUGGAGCUGGGAAAACUGAGACUGCAAAAUUUGCAAUGCAGUACCUAGCUGCCCUUGGAGGUGGCAAUGGUGGGAAAGAGUGUGAAAUCCUUCAGACAAAUUAUAUACUUGAAGCAUUUGGGAAUGCAAAGACAUCUAAGAAUGACAAUUCUAGCAGAUUUGGGAAACUUAUUGAAAUUCAUUUUACUGCAGUGGGGAAAAUUUGUGGUGCCAAGAUUCAAACAUUUCUUCUGGAAAAGUCAAGAGUAGUUCAGCUGGCCACUGGUGAAAGGUCUUACCAUAUCUUUUAUCAACUUUGUGCUGGUGCUCCGCCAACUCUAAGAGAGAGACUGAAUCUUAAAAUGGCUAAUGAGUACAACUAUCUUGCCCAGAGUGACUGCUUGGUGAUUAAUGGUGUUGAUGAUGCUCAGAAAUUCCAUAAGCUUAUGGAGGCCUUAGACAUUGUUCAAAUUUGCAAAGAAGAGCAAGAGCAAGCAUUUGCAAUGCUUGCUGCAGUACUAUGGCUGGGAAAUAUAUCAUUUCAAGUAAUUGACAAUGAAAAUCAUGUGGAGGCAUCAGCUGAUGAAGCUUUAACCAUUGCUGCCAGGCUGAUGGGUUGUGCACCACAUGAACUGAUGCAAGCAUUAUCUACCCAUAGAAUCCGAGUUGGCAAGGAUAGUAUUGCUAAAAAAUUGACAUUGCAACAGGCAAUUGACACAAGAGAUGCAUUGGCAAAAUUCAUCUAUGCAAGCUUGUUUGACUGGCUUGUGGAACAAAUCAACAAGUCACUUGAAGUGGGCAAACAGCACACUGGCAGGUCCAUAAGCAUUCUUGAUAUUUAUGGCUUCGAGUCAUUUAAGAAGAAUAGCUUUGAACAGUUUUGUAUAAAUUAUGCAAAUGAGAGGUUGCAACAACACUUCAACCGGCACCUAUUUAAGCUUGAGCAAGAGGAAUAUGAGUUGGAUGGGAUUGAUUGGACUAAAGUUGACUUUGAAGACAACCAAGAGUGCUUGGACUUAUUUGAGAAGAAACCGUUAGGGCUACUUUCCUUACUGGAUGAGGAAUCAAAUUUCCCCAAUGCAACUGAUUUGACCCUUGCUAAUAAGUUGAAGCAGCACCUGAAUGCUAAUUCUUGCUUCAAAGGAGAUAGAGGCAGGGCCUUUGGUGUUCGACAUUUUGCAGGAGAGGUACUCUAUGAUACAAAUGGCUUUUUGGAAAAGAACCGAGAUCCACUGAACUUUGAGUUAGUCCAACUUCUAUCAUGCUGUAAUGGUCAAUUGCCACAAUUGUUUGCCUCCAAAAUGCAUAACCAAUAUCUGAAACCAGCAACUUCAUUGGAUGCUCCAAAGCAAAGUGUUGGUACAAAGUUAAAGGGCCAACUCUUCAAGCUAAUGCACCAGUUGGAGAAUACAACACCUCACUUUAUUCGCUGCAUAAAACCGAAUUGCAAGCAGCUCCCUGACAUGUAUGAAGAGGAUCUUGUCUUGCAACAGCUUAGAUGUUGUGGAGUUUUGGAGGUUGUUAGAAUCUCAAGAUCUGGAUAUCCUACUCGAAUGACACAUCAGGAGUUUGCAGAAAGGUAUGGAUUCCUACUGUUGGAGACCAAUGUAUCACAGGAUCCAUUAAGUAUUUCAGUUGCAGUUCUUAAACAAUUUAAUGUCCUUCUUGAAAUGUAUCAAAUUGGCUAUACCAGACUGUAUCUUCGAACUGGGCAGAUUGGUGCAUUGGAGGAUAGGAGAAAACAGGUGUUGCAAGGAGUAAUUGAGGUUCAGAAAUACUUCCGUGGCCAUCGAGCUCGUCGUCUUUUCCAUGAGCUUAACAAAGGAGCAAAAAAUAUACAAUCAUUUGUCUGUGGUGAAAAUAUUCGAAGGAAGUAUGCUAUUGAAGCAAAUAGUUGCUCAGCAUUUACUUCCCAAUUGCUUGAUGAGCAGUUGACUUCAGUCAUAUAUUUACAAUCUGUAAUCCGUGGGUGGUUGGCCCGGAGACAUUUGAAACAGUUGCAUAAUUUGAAACAGUUGAACCGUGAAAGUGGAAAAUCUAGACGAAAGAUGGGUAGAAAGAUUUCUGAAGCAAAGGACAUACCAAAUGAGCAACAGAUUCAAGUUCUGCCUUCAGUAAUGGCAGAGCUUCAAAGAAGGGUUCUCAAGGCAGAAGCAACUUUGGGGCAAAAAGAACAGGAAAAUGCCACAUUACGGGAGCAAUUACAACAGUAUGAGUCAAGGUGGUUGGAGUACGAGUCAAAAAUGAAAUCAAUGGAGGAGAUGUGGCAACUGCAAAUGGCAUCACUGCAAAAGAGUCUUGCUGCAGCCAGAAAAAGUCUUGCUGCUGACAGUACCGCUAGUCAGCUAGGAAGAGUUGAUAUGACGUCAUCUUACUGUUAUGAUUCUGAAGAUAAUGUGUCCCCGAGAUCUCGAACUCCUGGUGGGAAUACACCUGUCUUAUUUUCGAGUGCUAUGCCUGAUGUUGGGGGGAGAGAAAAUGGUUUGAGCAAUCUGGUAAAGGAAUUGGAGCAGCAGAAACAAACUUUUGAUGAUGAUGAAAAAUCCUUGAUUAACAACAGAAAUGCCCGGCCUGCUUCUAAUAUGAAUCAUGUUGAUGAACUUCGGAGAUUAAAACUCAGGUUCGAGACAUGGAAGAAAGAUUACAAGAUGAGAUUAAAGGAAGCUAAGGCAAGGCUACAUAAGCGUGGGCAUCCAGAAUCAGACAAAGCUAGAAGAAAAUGGUGGGGGAAGCUAGGUUCAAAAGCGCUACAGAAUUCCGGUUUGAAAUGAUCAUCUUGGGUUGGUCUAAACAAUUCGGAGAUUGUUGCCAAAAUGCCCGCCUGCUUCCCUUCUCAGGGGCAGUUACUUUACAUUUCCGGCAACAAAUAUAAAUGUUUCUAUAUUCCAUGGGCAGCAAGGGUGAUAUCGUAUUUGUAUAUCUACCGAUUUUUGUUCCUUGGUGAGAGGAAUUAUUAUGUGCAUAUACAAAUAGUUGUCGAGAGUUGGAACCGAUUUCUUCGUUGAAUUGGUUUAGUCUGUGUAUAUUCUGUUGUCAGUGAUGUAAGAUCCAACUUUGUAGUUCCUUGUAUACGGCUGAAAUGAGAAAUGUUCAUAUGCCUUACUCCAGAUUAUUUGGUUAUGGA
Molecule: messenger RNA, 4694 nt
Organism: Durio zibethinus
Lineage: Eukaryota; Viridiplantae; Streptophyta; Magnoliopsida; Malvales; Malvaceae
Gene: ATM2
Product: myosin 2
Biological process (GO): actin filament organization
Cellular component (GO): actin cytoskeleton; myosin complex; membrane
Molecular function (GO): microfilament motor activity; actin filament binding; ATP binding
Source: RefSeq, a predicted model, not a curated record